AAUCAAUGAGUCGCUUGUCUCGUUGUAAUUUCAAAAGUAGAACUGUACAAUCUAUCAUCCGUUAUGUCUAGCCUAUAGAAGCUAGGUUAUAAACUAAAGUAUAUUACAGCUUUACUUCCUAAAGCGUGGUCCGUCGUCCACUAACCCCACAAACAAUAGUCACUAAUUGCGUGAGAUUUCAAAAUGUGUGAGAGAUAGCUAGUUACUUAAUAGCUUCCGUGACAUCGCUUGCCAAGGUACCUACUUAUAGUCGAGAAAGAUGCGAAGCCAGGCUCCUCUCAUUUAAUGUCAAAGGGCCCAAGAUUUAUGAGAAUACUAUGAGACAAGAUAAAUUUCAGCCAGGACACCAGCCAAUAACAAAUUAUAAAAUAACAUCAUGCAGAUUUAAUCCAGAAGAAACACUAAAUAAACAAAAUAAAACAAAUUACACAACUUCACUCCUCGCGUUCCCGCCAAAAUGUCUAACGAAAGUGCAACACAGCUGAUGCCACAGAUUACCUUAAAAUAAUGACAACUUGUUGUGACACGAUCCGGUGUCACUGUCAUUUUAAAACUGCAGUUAUUUCCACUGAAGUAUGAAACCUAUAUUUCUGACUUCGGUGGCAGUUAUGAAUCGCGCCAUUUAGACGAUGUCCCAAUCUAUCACUUGUUGAGGAGUUUCAAAGCCUAAAGACACCAUUCAGAAAUUUAUGAAUAAAUGGCCAAGAUACCUACGUCACCGUUAUAUUUAAAAGACAACACAAAAUGGAAGCAAUACAGAAAACGAAACUCUCAAUACCUAAAAAGUAUCGACGGUAUUAUUGUAAAGUGUGCAGAAUUUACGCAAACUCAGACGUCCAGUUGAACCAACACUUAGAAGGAAUUCGACAUCAACACAGAAAAGUAAUUUCUCGUUCAAGCGAAACCUGUAAACAUUGUACUUUAGACGAAAACCGGUGCAAUCUCCUUUUUUAUGUUCCCGCUUUUAUUAUAAUUAUCAUAACGGUUUUUCUUACGUGUCGUUAUUGUUUAGUUAUGUUUGUCAAUUGACCAUUCAUGCAGCUAUGUGUAUGUACUUGCGUAGAUAUAUAAAAUUAAAUCAAGCUGUUUAUGGAACCUCAAAUUUCGCGCCAUUAUUUCAAUUGGCGGAAAAGUAGUCCCCAAGCGUUCACGGCUUCUAUGCGCACGAACGAACGCGCAGAACAAUGAGGUAGCAGCCAUUUUAUGUCGGUGUUAAGAAAAACAUAAUUCGAAUGGCCAAUCUUAACGAAAUUGUGUAAUUAGUGAUAUAAUUUAUGUGAUUCCACAUACACAUCUAUAAUAGGGCGUUUCGUAACAUAUGUGGGAGCCGUCAAAAAUGGGUGCAUUAGACUGAAAUCGCCAUUAGUUUCCCGGCACAUUGGGGCAUGGGCGUCGGGGGAGUGGCGCGGGGCGUGGGCGUCCCUGUGCCACCCCCCGGCGACCUACUCGCCACUAUCUCAAUGUUUGAACAACAGAUCAAAGCUGAACCCAUGAGCUUCUACUCUCAUCCCCAUCAUGCCCACUCUGGUCCCCCUUCAAUAGUCCGUUCAGACUCAAACCAAGGCAUAAUCAACAUGCAUCAUCAACAACAUCAAGAGGAUUCCAAGGAUAGCCUCAUAGUGCAGCAGCAAGUUCAGCAUCAACAGGAUCUCUUGGAACAACAUCAGCAACAGCAACAGGAAAUGCAACAAGAUGAUGAUUUGAGCUUUAAAGGGAUGGAUGACGAUGGUGUAGAAAUGGACAUGGACAGUCGACAGUGUUCUCAGGGAAUGGGACUGGAUAUGGGAUCGGUACAAACAAAAUUGGAAGUGUCAAACGGAAGCGUUCAAUCAUCGCCACGGUCCAAGCCUCAAGCAUGCAAAGUUUGCGGCAAAGUAUUAUCAUCAGCGUCAUCAUAUUACGUCCACAUGAAACUUCAUUCCGGGAACAAACCCUUCCAAUGCACGGUAUGCGAGGCUGCGUUCUGCCGGAAGCCAUAUUUAGAAGUGCACAUGAGAACACACACCGGUGAGCGUCCGUUCCAAUGUGACUUAUGUUUGAAACGAUUCACACAAAAAUCCAGCUUAAAUACGCACAAACGCGUCCACACAGAUGAGCACAUGCGCGCGUUGUUGGUGAAGAAUCGGCCCUACAAGUGUGAUCUCUGUCAAAUGGCUUUCACGCAGAGCUCCAGCCUCAACCGACACAAGAAAAUACACACGGAGGAGCACAGACGAGCCCUGUUAGAGAAAGUGCGGCCGUACCAGUGCCACAUCUGUUUUAUGCGCUUCACUCAGAAGUCCAGCCUGGGACGACAUGGGAAAAUACACACCGAGGAGCACAUCCAAUCGCUGAUCAACAAAGUGCGCCCCUAUCAAUGCGACAUCUGUGACAAGCGGUUUACUCAGAAGUCCAGCCUUGGCACUCAUAAACGUAUCCAUACCGGGGAGCGGCCGUUCCAGUGCACCGUCUGCCUCAAGUCCUUCACGCAGAAGUGCGCGCUCAAUUUGCACGAAAAAAUACAUACGGUGCAAGGGCGUCCAUUCGCGUGCGGGCUCUGCCCAGCGGCGUUCGCACGCCGGCCCUACCUGGACAUUCACAUGCGCACGCAUACAGGCGAGCGGCCGUAUCAAUGCGACGCGUGUCUCAAGCGCUUCACGCAGAAGUCCAGCCUCAAUAUACAUAAGAGGACGCACACAGUCCAGGGAAGACCGUUCCAGUGCCUGUCGUGUCCCGCCGCCUUCACCUGCAAGCAAUACCUGGAGAUUCACACGCGCACCCAUACUGGCGAGCGGCCCUAUCAGUGCGACAUCUGCCUGAAACGCUUCACGCAGAAGUCGAGUCUCAACAUACACAAGCGGACGCACUCAGUGCAGGGCCGGCCUUUCCAGUGCUUGCAGUGCCCUGCCGCCUUCACCUGCAAGCAGUACCUCGAGAUACACAAUCGCACGCACACCGGCGAACGGCCUUACCAAUGCGACGUCUGCCUCAAGCGGUUCGCGCAAAAGUCAACACUCAACAUACACAAACGAACGCACACAGUGCAAGGUCGUCCGUAUCAAUGCAUGGAGUGCCCGGCGGCGUUCACGUGCAAGCCGUACCUGGAGAUACACACGCGCACGCACACGGGCGAACGUCCGUUUGAAUGCGACGUCUGUUACAAACGCUUCACACAGAAAUCGACGCUCAACAUACACAAGCGCAUUCAUACCGGUGAACGUCCUUACGCGUGUGAUAUUUGCCAGAAACGGUUCGCCGUGAAGAGUUAUGUAACGGCUCAUAGGUGGUCCCACGUGGCGGACAAGCCUCUGAACUGCGACCGAUGCUCGAUGACGUUCACGUCCAAGUCCCAGUUCGCACUCCACAUCCGCACGCACGCAGCCGGCUCGUGCUACGAGUGCAGCGUCUGCGGACGGAGCUUCGUCAGAGACAGCUAUCUAAUACGCCAUCACAAUCGCGUACACCGCGACAACCACAGCAACAUGUCGGCGAACAGCAUUGGCAUUAACAGCGUCGCCACGAACACAAACAACUCGAACAACAGCAACUACGACUCGCCCGGCGUUUGUGACUUGAGCUUUGUUCCGAUGGUGAACCGAUACAUGACGUCACAGGGAACUCAAGUGUCCAUGCAAGACACCCAAAGCAAGAUGUCCGCAAUGUCCCCGCAAUCCAUCGCCUCUAUAUCGUCGCCCCCUCCCUCGCAUACGCCCACGCCGCAGCCGCAGAUGUCCGGCCAGCUGCAUCUAGCAGACUGAUCCGCGCGACAGCCGUCGGGGGAGGGACGGGCGGCGCAGUGCACACACUCGGCAGCCUUCGGCAGGAGCAGCUACGUCACGCGGAGCCCGGGGCUCCUCACUUAGAGAUGGUCGGCAUGGACUCAUGCAGUGAUUUUUUUUGUCCAGUUAUUUAUUUUAUUUGUUGAGUUUGAGAGUGCGAAUAUCGUUAGCACGGGGUGAAGUUGAGUGCGAAUCCGGGAGUCGGGUUUCGUUGCGCUUGUGGAAUCCCUCGGCGACGGCGGACGAGGACUCGGCUGUAGGGCGCAGCGUGCCGCCUAUGACACUGUACAUUGUGAUUGUACCCGCAACUGUGAUCUAUCUAUCCUGUCACGGAGUUCAUUUUAUCGAUACUUAAAACUCUCAUCGUUUAGAACGUAGGCCUAAAAUUUUUGAUCUCAUAUUCUAAUUUGCUUAGUGGUUAGAAAUUUUUUCGGGAAAUCGUAAAUGUAAAUCUCCCAACGGCGAAAUUCUAAAUUUUAAUGUUGUCGUACGCUUAUUCAUCCCCCAUUGACGUUUUCAUUAGGCGUAGUGGAAUGUAACGAUAUCUUAUUGCGAUGCUUUAACUUAGAACGUGUCUGUGUAUAUCGAAGUUCAGUGAUUUUAUACAACUAUUAUUACUGUUCACAAUGAAAAUUAAUGUAUUUUGAUCAGCAAAUGUACAGGACCUAAUGCGAGACACCAUUCACAUAAGAUAAAACUAUACGUAUACAAAAAAAAAUCAAGUUUCAUGUAAUAUAUACAUAUAUGUAUUAAAGUAAGUACAAAAUAGUACCGUAAACGACAGUCCUGAAAGGCCAUAUUCAAAGGUUCACAAAAUUUAUGAUAAUUAUAUGUUAUUGGAGAAAUCCAGAGAAGUGCCUGUAUGCAACAUAAAUUGGCAAUAUUUUAUAAAUGUAUUACGUAUGCAGAAUAACGUUCAAUGUCGGUGUUUUGUGUGAAUUCGUAUGUGAAAUUCAUGGCAAUAAUAUUUGUGCGACUAUUAGACGUCGGCGAGUGGUUCCUCCUCCCCGCUGCGGGGACGGGCCGCGGAGCUCCUCACUGACUUUGUGCCUUCUAGCGGACAGUGACGUCAGCACGACGUUGCGGUCGCUGUUCUCUGACGUCAGCACGGCGUCGCGUUCGCUGUUCUGUGACGUCAGCACGGGGUCGCGGUCGCUGCUCGCUGUGACGUCAGCACGGCGUCGCGGGCGCUGCUCGCUGUGACGUCAGCACGGCGUCGCGGUCGCUGUUCGCUGUGUCGUGAGAGCGUAGUGCAAUCUCGAUGUCUCGCCGUGUACGUGAGCGCGUGUUAGAUGAUAACAUUUUUUUCCAUAAAUAUUUUUUUCGAAUAAUAGCGAUUACGAUUAGUGUAUAGAGCAGUAGUCUUCCAGUACGUUGAGUCAGUACUCGGGCGCGGGAGGGCAGCCCGGCGUCCGCUGCGGGGGUUCCUUUAGGUUUGCCAUUGUUGAUAUCAAAGAUAGAUUGGUGCCAUUUCUGUGUAAAUGAAGCGGUAGUGUAAGUUUAGUUAAGUCUGCAGGUCAGGGUAGAACUGGAAAUUAAAAUUUUUGUAAGGGAAACUAUAUUCUCAUAGUGUAUUCACUGGAACGUAUACCUUUAUUAUUGUUUGGUUUAAAGAUUUAUAUAAAGUUUUCCUUUUUAAAUUUAUUUUCAUUCUAAACGUAUGUGUCCAUGUGCUGGGUCAGAAUUGUAAAUAAACGGUAGUAUUUAUUUAUUCGAGUUUAUCUACAGUUUAUUGAUGAUGUAAAAAAGUAUUAUUCGUAGAACUGUCCCCCUUAUACAAAGUUUAGUGAACUGAAUUUGUAAUUGACGUGAGCAAUAGUAAACAACUUUGGAAAUACAAAAUUAAAAAAAAAGUAGAUUAUAGGAAGUAUACAUAUAAUAUUAUGAUAUACAUAUAGAUAUCGUUUGAUAGUCCUCGAUAUUUUUUUAUAUUUUGAUAGGUCUGUAUAUGAAAAGGAAAAAAAAUAACAUGAAAAAUAGGCCAAUAUCUUAUUAUCAUUUAACUAUAUUUGUACACAGUAUGUUAAGAUAAUAUAACAGAACGGAUGCAUUUACUUGCCCUGAAUUGUGAAAGUGUAAUGUUGAACUAUCCCGAUUCAUGAAUUCUUUAAUGUCGUAGUAAGUUUCUCUAACCAAGCCAUUGAUAACAGUAUUAUUUAGACAAACUAGAACUUGGUUAAAGUUUAGUUUAAAAACAACAAAAAAUAUUACAUCUACCAUAAUGGACAUUACCGUUGAACAACCAUAGUUAUCAAUAGUUUGUAUAAAUCAUUGUCGGUUAUCGUGUUAUAUAUUAUAUUCUAUCAAUAGAUAAUAAUUGUGAAUGCAAAUAGGAACACCAACAUAGUGAAACUAGGUAUGUUAUAAUGAAAUUGAAGUACUUUUAACUUCAAACGAGUCGCCGAGACUUAUUGUUCCUUCACAACUAACAGUUAAUAUAUUUUGUUAUUAUAUGUUCAGUUUGUAUUGUAUUGUUUUUAUGAUCUUUAUUGAAAUGUUGUCGUCUCGGCGUUCGUACGAUAAAGUUAAGGACACGUAUCGGCCCUACUUGUUUACGAAACAAAACGAAUUUACUCUGAACGUAUACCUGAUUUAAUUAGUCUUUAUACUUUGGACAAUAGGUAUAUCGCGUAACAAAGUAGGGCUAAACCUGUACAAUAUUAGCGGAGUGAAGGAACACAAACUAAAUUUAGGGAUACCUUCGAGUGUGGCAAGGUUCUGCAUACUGAUGUUAGUAAACUAUAUUUACGAAGCCCACAAUAGACCGAUGUGUUAUGUACGUUGUCAGUUUUCGGUUAUAUAAACGAGCCAUCUCUUUGUCUACUUAAUUACAUAUGUAGAAAAGACUGAGGAAUUCACAACUUAAAAUAAUACUCACGGUGAUCAUUGGCGAACUUGUGUAUUCGUUGAUUUGUUUGACCGUUCGACAUCGGUGUGCUUGGUGCGAGUUUUUUAACUUCUCGAUCGCGUUAAAGUUAACACAAAUUUGUAUUUAGUUGGAACACCUCCUCUUAAAAAACUCUCGCUAAGCACACAGUGUGCUUAGUGUGAGUUUUUUAAUGUUCUCGAUAGUUAGUUAAGUCGAAGUUAAUUCAAAUUUGUAUACAGUCGGAACAGCGCCCCUAGCGGCAAACGUAGGCAAAAGUUCCGACUCCAUACAAAUUUAAGUUAACUUUUACACUAUCGAGAAAGUAAAAAAACUCUCACUAAGCACACUGAUCGGUUGUGGUGACGGACCAACCUGCUUUCUUUAAUACGUUUUGUUUGGAGAAAUCAUACAUAUCUAUGUUGGAUAAGAACGGAUACCUCCAGUGUGGAGACAGACUAGUCUCGGAGCCAACGGCCUCCGUCAGGUACAUUCACUUGAACGCAGUAGUUCUACAGUGAGCCUUGUGUAAUCAUUAAUUGUCUAAGGUACAUAAAUAUUUAGUUAUAUUGUAUCGUUAGAUCUAUGCGAACUUCCGCUUUGCCAACAUAUUUGCGUUGCUUAUUUUAUAUAAUCAAAUGAGAGUACAGCCUAAGGAUUUUAACUUUUUUUUUUAUUAUUAAUACUGAGAGCUAUUUCUAAGUCGCUGAUUUUAUACUAAACUAUUUAUAAAUGAAACUAAAUUAACGGCUGUAAGCCAAACAUACCAAGUUUUGGAGUGAUUUACAUCCUUUUAAUUGCAAUUUUAAUUAAAAAUCUACGAACAAACAUCAUGGCAUGAUGAUUUAUUGUUAAGCGCGGUCAUUUAGUUAUAGCUCUACAGAGUUUUUAAUGACCAAUGUUUUACUUAACCGUUUCGUUUAUUCAUUACGUUAAAAUUUUUAGGCUAGUUUAUAUUCUGAAUAAGUUAGGUUUGUUAAACUAUGGUGUAUUGGAUUGCACGUAAACACGAUCGCCCUCACAGCCUCCUCUACUGCUGUAUGUAGUUGUUUUUAUAGUCUGAUAUAUUGUGAUAGUUAUUCUUAUUGGUUUGUUUACCUUAAACUAAAAGUCUUUCUUAUUGUUUAUUGUUAUUACUUAAGUAUAUAUCCUUAGCAGUCAGCGGAGACGCAGAGGGGGCUGCGAGAGCAUCCAGUAGUCAGCAUUAUGUAUAUGCUUUAAUGUGAUUUUACAUGUACUCUUUAUAUAUUAGCCUCUCAUAAAUCAAUGUUAUAAUUAGCGAACUAACAAGAAUUAAUUUUAUAUUUUUUUGUUUAUAGUGAGAUCGAAAUAAAAAUUAAAGAGUUUAUAUUUUAAUUUUACAAAAAGUUUACAAUUUAAAGUUUAUUGUUUAGUGCUCACUUUGCAGAGCUCUAAUAAAAAAAUAAAUAUAAUUAAUUGCAAAAUAACAAGUCAAGGUUCUUUUAGAAGUCGCCAUGUAGUGGAGAAAAUAAACGUGCCAUGAUAUUUGUGGCGAA
This is a messenger RNA of Bombyx mori (domestic silkworm), 8141 nucleotides long. RefSeq names its product zinc finger protein ZFP2. The record is from RefSeq and is a predicted model, not a curated record. Lineage: Eukaryota; Metazoa; Arthropoda; Insecta; Lepidoptera; Bombycidae. Gene Ontology annotation, biological process: regulation of transcription by RNA polymerase II. Gene Ontology annotation, cellular component: nucleoplasm; nucleus; chromosome. Gene Ontology annotation, molecular function: chromatin insulator sequence binding; DNA-binding transcription repressor activity, RNA polymerase II-specific; RNA polymerase II cis-regulatory region sequence-specific DNA binding. The transcript has 25 exons. The coding region runs from base 1386 to 3737 and encodes 783 amino acids.